CUUCCGCUUCCGGGGCGGCGAAGAUGGCGGCGAGGCCUUGGCUGAGCGCGGCGGCCUGGGGGGGGCGGCUGGCCGGCCGAAGGUACUGCUCAGGAAAUGCGGGACUACAGGAAAAAUCUCCUGAUCCUCAAGGAUUAUUAGAAGUGGCCAAUAUAAACAAAUGUAUUAAUGAAGAAAGAAUUGUUCUUCCAAAAAAGAAAACCUGGGACAAAUUGGCAGUCCUCCAAGCCCUUGCAUCAACAGUCCGCAGGGAUACCACAGCUUCACACCCAGUGUUUCAAGAUGACCCUUAUCUUAUUCCUCGAACCAAUACUGAGUUUCGUUUGUUUUCCAUGUCAAAAGAGUCUGGGAAAAAUGCAGCCAGAUUUAUAGUUAACACACAUCCUACGCUUUUUGAGAAAGACAUCGCUGAACCUUCAAUACUGUGUCUAAUGCCCGAGAAUUUGAACUUGCAACUUGAAGAAGUGUCUGAGGCUGCCCUUCAAGAACGGAUCCGGCUCAGAAAAGUGCAAGCUUCUGUGGACAUGUACGAUCAGCUCCGGCAAGCAGGAAUGACUGUAUCUCUGGAGACAUCGAACAGCCUUCUGGAUCUCUUGUGCUUUUAUGGAGACCAGGAACCUGGCCAGGCAACCCAUUCUGCAGACAACGGGGGCGGCUUAGAAGAACAGGAGGAAGGUGUGGAAGUCCGAAAGCAGAGAGGCAGGACGUGGCGCCCUUCUGAGACCUCUUGUGUGAAGUGGAGGGAGAAGAAUGCUGCGGAGAGGGUGUUCAGCCUCAUGCCAGAGAAAAAUGCCCAUUCCUAUUGCACAAUGAUCCGGGGGAUGGUGAAGCAUAGAGCUCCCGUGAAGGCUUUUGACAUGUACACGGAGUUGCUGAACAACAGGCUGCAGGGCGAUGUGCAUACCUUUAAUGCAUUAAUUUCCUCAGCUGUGGAAGUGAAGAAUAAAUAUGUUGAAAGAUGGAACCUUGUGGAAAGCUUGCUGACAGAGAUGGCGCAACAGAAUGUACGGCCAAACCUGCUGACCUUUAACUCUGUGCUGAAGGUGCUGGGCCAGUGCGGCUCUUUGAGCAGGAGCCUGGCUUUGCAGACCUUGAGUGAGAUGAGUGCCCUCCGGAUAGAACCCAGUUUGGCAACCUAUGACCAUCUCCUGGGCAUAUUUGCUAGAUCUGCUAUAUCUGCUCAUGGCCCAACAGAAAUUAUCUAUGAAAUAGUGGAUGAAAUUGAAGGAAAGAACUUUUACUCCCAGGACCCAGCAGAUGCAAACUUUUUUUCAAAUGCUAUGAGAAUCUGCCUGGAGCUCAAGGAUGUUCAGCUGGCCUACAGGCUACACCGAGUGGUAGAGACGGGAGAGAACUGGAAGCUGAUGGGAGAGAUGCCCCAGCAGGCCUCUUAUUGUGGAAAGUUUUUAAAUUUGUUGUGCCUGAUGGAACAUCUUGAUGUUGCUCUGAAGUGGUACAGAGAACUGGUUCCUUCUAUGUUUUACCCAAACACUGAAGGGAUGCUGGAUCUUCUUCAAGCACUGGAUGCGUCCAGCCGUUUGGAUAUGAUCCCCCAGAUUUGGAAAGAUAUCAAGCAGCUUGGGCACGGUUACAGGCCUGUUCUUGUGGAGGAGGUUCUGGCUCUGAUGGCCAGGGAAAGGCAGCCUCCAGAGACUCAGGUGGCUUUUGCGGAUUGUGCUGCAGAUGUCCACGAGGUGCAGGAAAGAAGCCGCCUCCCGCUGGAAUGGACGGCCACUGCUCUGGGGAACUGCGCUCUCCUCUUUGCCAGGGCUGGCAGAACGCAAGAAACCUGGAACAUGCUGCAGCUCUUCAAGAAACACAACCGUGUCCCCAGUGAUCUAGUGAUGUCUGAGGUGCUGAACAUGAGCAUCAAACAUAAUGACCCAGGUCAGGCACUUAACCUGGUAAAGUUAGCUGCUGAUUUCAGUCUACAAUGGACUUCGAAGCUUGCUGAGAAAGUGCAGAAGGAAUUCCAGCUCUCUGAAGAACAAAGGAGCGCUUUGGAGGAGAUCGUGGCCAUGAGCAGCAACAGCAAUGAAUAGACGCCUCUGAGGAGCCUCUCCCUGUUUCAUGAUCUGCCAUGGGAUGGACAAAGGGGCUGCCCUCGGAGACUGUGCGGCUGCAGGCAACGGAAUUAGGAACGUGCCCUGAAGAACAGUCCAGUCUACCCUCUUCGUGGGCGGGCAUCCCUCCCCCACUACCUUCUUUUAAAAAAGAGAAACUAAAGAUACGUCCCUAGAAAAGACACUGUAUAGGAUGGCUGCUGUAUUUUCCACAGAUGCUAAGAAAACUGGAAACUGCAAUACUA
Molecule: messenger RNA, 2308 nt
Organism: Heteronotia binoei (common prickly gecko)
Lineage: Eukaryota; Metazoa; Chordata; Lepidosauria; Squamata; Gekkonidae
Gene: PTCD3
Product: pentatricopeptide repeat domain 3
Exons: 24
Coding region: 24-2042 (672 amino acids)
Biological process (GO): mitochondrial translation
Cellular component (GO): mitochondrion
Molecular function (GO): rRNA binding; protein binding; ribosomal small subunit binding
Source: RefSeq, a predicted model, not a curated record